GCCUGGUGCAAGAAUCAACGCACAGCAAGAGCACAGCACAAGACAAGCAAGCGCAAGAAGACCUCCAGAAUGAAGCUGUCCAUCUUCUCCGUGUUCUUCACCAUCGCCUUCUUGUCUCAGUUUUACCUGAGAUCUGAGGCAGUUCUGAUGCCCAAUGCAGAUGAGCUGGACCUCAAGCCAGAGACUCUCGUGGAAGGACUGGAGGAGAACGCCCUGAGUUCCGGACCGGUGGGUUCCAGGAUCAUCGUGGUGGCUGACUCCAACCUGCUGAGAAACCUGAAAGCUCUGGACAGGACCUUCCCACACCUGAGCCUGGCCGAGAGAUUCCUGACCCCCGAACGCAGAGACGCCAGCGCCGAUCUCGGCACCUCCAUCAUGAGGAGGGACACCAUGAGGUGCAUGGUGGGACGAGUGUACCGGCCAUGCUGGGAGGUGUAGUUCCUGCGGAGGAGUCCAGUAACGAGGCUGAAGAUACAAGAAAAACAUCUGCUUAAUGCCCAAUGUUGCUAUGGACUGACAUGCAGUACAAAUACUGCCAUUUCUUGUGCCUGUAUAUCAAUCAUUGCUGAGUAUGUAUAUGCCAUUUAUCCAGAUCAAAUGUAAUUAAACAAUAUCAAUACUGAA
Astyanax mexicanus (Mexican tetra) is the source of this 624-nucleotide messenger RNA. RefSeq names its product pro-melanin-concentrating hormone, like (gene pmchl). The record is from RefSeq and is a predicted model, not a curated record. Bases 70 to 438 code for a protein of 122 amino acids. Gene Ontology annotation, biological process: behavior; chemical synaptic transmission. Gene Ontology annotation, molecular function: melanin-concentrating hormone activity; type 1 melanin-concentrating hormone receptor binding. The transcript has a single exon. NCBI's taxonomy places the organism in Eukaryota, Metazoa, Chordata, Actinopteri, Characiformes, Acestrorhamphidae.